This is a messenger RNA of Agrilus planipennis (emerald ash borer), 1416 nucleotides long. Its product is annotated as tigger transposable element-derived protein 4-like. Gene Ontology annotation, cellular component: nucleus. The transcript is spliced from 2 exons. Gene Ontology annotation, molecular function: DNA binding. The coding region runs from base 1 to 1416 and encodes 471 amino acids. The record is from RefSeq and is a predicted model, not a curated record. NCBI's taxonomy places the organism in Eukaryota, Metazoa, Arthropoda, Insecta, Coleoptera, Buprestidae.
AUGCUUCCAACAAAGCGUAAGGUGCUCACUGUCGAAGAAAAGAUUUCUUUCAUCAAAUCAAUAGAAAAUGGCGAAAAACAAACAGAUGUUGUUCGACGUACGGGGAUUUCCCAGUCGACUGUGGCUACAAUUUGGAAGGAUAGGAAAAAGUGGCUUGAUGCGGGAAUAGAAAUGGGAACCAAGAAAAAGAUUCGUAAACCUCAGUAUGACGAUUUAGAUCGCGCUAUUCUACAGUGGUUUAAACAACAGCGUAACAACCACAUUCCACUGUCUGGACCUGUAAUCAAAGCAAAGGCGGAAUUUUAUGCUACGGAGCUUGGCAUCGCUAACUUUAAGGCAUCUGAAGGUUGGCUGAGUAAGUGGAAGCAGCGUCACAACAUAAAUUACGGGCAGAUUAGUGGAGAGGCUCGUGACGUCGACAAAAACAUUACAGACGACUGGCUGCAAAAAGUGUGGCCUGGUAUGACAGCUCGAUAUUCGCCAGAAGAUAUUUUUAACGCUGACGAAACUGGAUUAUUUUACAAGAUGACACCAAACAAAACUUUGAAAUUCAAGUCAGAAAAAUGUAUCGGAGGGAAAUUAUCAAAAGAAAGGAUCACAAUUUUGGUGGCAGCUAACAUGACAGGUUCAGUAAAAAGAAAACUUCUGGUGAUUGGCAAGUCUAAGAAUCCACGUUGCUUCAAAAAUGUUAAGCGUCUGCCUGUUAAUUACCAAGCAAAUAAGAGUGCUUGGAUGACGUCUCAAAUUUUUGAAGAAGAGAUUCGAAAAUGGGAUUGUGAGUUGAAGGGCAAGAAAAUUUUACUCUUGGUUGACAACUGCCCUGCUCACCCUGCAAUACCCAAUCUCCAGAACAUAGAACUUGGAUUUUUACCAGCCAACACAACAGAGGCCUAUGGACCAGAGUGUCAUAAAAAGCCAACUAUCCUAGAUGCUGUACAAAUUAUCAGCAGAGCAUGGGCUGAGGUGACAGAGAAGACAAUAAAGCACUCAUUCAGGCACACAGGAUGGCUGGAAGACCCAGUACCAACAGAAGACGAAGACGACUUGUCUCUAGUUAUUUGGGCCCAACAGUUGGAACUUCCAACAACUUAUACGCCAGAGGAGUUACAGGAUUACGAAAACAUAGACGAGACAGUGGCUACAGCAGCAGGAGUUUCAGACGAGGACAUUCUGAAUGCUGUUCGUGUUGUUGUUGAUGACGAAGAUAGUGAGCAAGAGGAAAUUGAUCCAGAGCCGGAACCAGUCCCAACCCCUCUACAAGCCCUGGAGGCUGCUAAGGUGCUCCGCAAAUUCUUUGCUCACCAUGAAGAAGAGCCAACUGCGUCAGAGGAUGCUUCGCGUCUUGAAGAUAAAGUGAGGUCUAUGCUUUGGAAGACCAAAAAAAAGCAAACAACAUUGAAAGACUUCUUUAAUUAA